Molecule: messenger RNA, 1231 nt
Organism: Gossypium raimondii (Peruvian cotton)
Lineage: Eukaryota; Viridiplantae; Streptophyta; Magnoliopsida; Malvales; Malvaceae
Product: syntaxin-71
Exons: 9
Coding region: 156-959 (267 amino acids)
Biological process (GO): vesicle fusion; intracellular protein transport
Cellular component (GO): endomembrane system; membrane; SNARE complex
Molecular function (GO): SNAP receptor activity; SNARE binding
Source: RefSeq, a predicted model, not a curated record
UACUGUUUAUUCUUUGAAUCUGGAGUUCGUUCGGUGAACGACGUUUACAGGGGAAACAAACAGAAACGAAGAAAUUCCAACUCUUUAUUCUCUCAAUUUUUUCCCACAUCCAAACAGCUACAUUGAUUGAAUUUGAAACUCAAAAGAAAAACAAAAUGAGUGUAAUCGAUAUAUUGACAAGAGUAGAUGUGAUCUGCAAGAGGUACGAUAAAUACGACGUCGAAAAGCAGCGUGACCAAAAUGUCUCCGGCGGUGAUGCUUUUGCUCGCGCUUACGCCGCAGUCGAAGCCGACAUUGAAUCCGCUCUUGAGAAAGUGGAACUUGCUUCCAAGGAGAAAAGUAAGGCAUCUGCUGUUGCAGUCAAUGCUGAGAUUCGUCGAACAAAGGCUCGAUUGCUUGAGGAGGUCCCUACGCUGCAGAGAUUGGCUGUUAAGAAGGUUAAAGGGAUUUCAACUGAAGAGAUGGCUGCUCGUAAUGAUCUGGUCCUUGCAUUGCCGGACAGGAUUCAAGCUAUACCUGAUGGAACUGCUGCUACUAAACAAACUGGGGGCUGGAUGUCUUCAGCACCUUCAGCUUCUCGUACUGCAAUUAAGUUUGAUUCAGAUGAGCGAUUUGACAACGAAUACUUUCAAGAAUCUGAGCAGUCAAGUCAGUUCAGGCAGGAGUAUGAAAUGAGGAAAAUGAAGCAGGACCAAGGUUUGGAUAUGAUUUCAGAAGGUUUGGAUACUUUAAAGAACAUGGCUCAUGAUAUGAAUGAGGAACUAGAUAGGCAAGUUCCUUUGAUGGAUGAAAUUGACACCAAGGUGGACAAGGCAGCUGCUGACCUUAAGAAUACCAAUGUUAGACUUAAAGAUACUGUCACACAGUUGAGGUCCAGCCGAAAUUUCUGUAUUGAUAUCAUAUUGCUGUGCAUAGUUCUGGGAAUAGCUGCCUAUUUGUACAAUGUUCUGAAGAAGUGAAGUGAUAAAAGGAUAAAUCUAUGAGUUUCCCUUAUAUGUUAUCGGCUUUUUCUGGUAAUGUCUUUCAUUUGGAGGGGCUUGUUCUCGUGCUUGAUCUUGUAUUUGAUUUGUUUCAUUAGUGGGAAUCAUUGUUUGCUCUGGGAAAAAUUGAGUUUAUCUAUCUCUACAAAUUCAAGACAACCGUAAAAUGUUUGUAUAUCAUGGAGUUUGUAAAGGUUUGACCAUAUUUGUUUAAAAGGAGGUACUUCUGCCUUCAUGGCUCUUCUUUACAA